CUCCCUCCCUCUCUCUCUCUCUCUCUCUUUCUCUCUCUGCCCUAAGCAAUGUCUUCUGUAAGGAGAAAGCUCCGUCCAAAACCUAAUUUCUUAGUCGAUAUCAGCUGCGGUUGCCGGAGGCCGAAACUCUCCGACGUAUACGUCCCAAGACCAAAAUACAAGCCAACCUCGAAUUAUUGGAAAGCCGACGUCUAUCACUGCUCUUCUUCGAGCUCUUGGGAGGGAGGCCGUGGGAAUUCAGCCUACAGUGGAAAUUCAUCGACGACCAUCUUCUCUCCAGUCGGCGAAGAUGGCACUUCCUCACUAUCGUACUCCGACAACGUCUACACACCAACGAAUAGCAAUUCGAACCCAGUGAGGAGUUUCGGGAGGAUCGGUGAGAGCGUGGCAGUGGUCAAAGAUUCCAACGAUCCAUACCUCGAUUUCCAGCAUUCCAUCCUGCAGAUGAUCAUUGAAAAGGAGAUCUACUCCAAGGAAGAUCUCUGCCGGCUUCUCGAGUGCUUCCUGUCGUUGAAUCCGCCGGCUAAUCACGAGAUCAUCGUCCGGGCUUUCACCGAGAUCUGGAACGGGGUGUUCCCGCCGGAGCCACGGCGAAGGUUGGUCCGGAGGCGGUCACGUGACUUGUAGGUGCGGCACGUGGGGAGGUCACGUGAGGUGGUGUGAUCGCACGUGGGGUGUCGAAUUGGGGAGAGAAAUAUGUUCGUUGGGAUUUGAAUGCUGUAAUUGUGUAAGUGCUGUGACAAUGUUUUAAAUGAGUUUUAAAGAGGAGUUGCGUUUUUUCGUGAUUUUCUCUACGGUU
Messenger RNA from Magnolia sinica, 799 nucleotides. Its product is annotated as transcription repressor OFP6-like. The coding region runs from base 49 to 627 and encodes 192 amino acids. Lineage: Eukaryota; Viridiplantae; Streptophyta; Magnoliopsida; Magnoliales; Magnoliaceae. Gene Ontology annotation, biological process: negative regulation of DNA-templated transcription. The record is from RefSeq and is a predicted model, not a curated record. The transcript has a single exon.